This is a messenger RNA of Arxiozyma heterogenica, 969 nucleotides long. RefSeq names its product replication factor C subunit 4 (gene RFC4). Gene Ontology annotation, molecular function: DNA binding; ATP binding; ATP hydrolysis activity. Gene Ontology annotation, cellular component: Ctf18 RFC-like complex; Elg1 RFC-like complex; DNA replication factor C complex. The coding region runs from base 1 to 969 and encodes 322 amino acids. Gene Ontology annotation, biological process: DNA-templated DNA replication; DNA repair. The transcript has a single exon. The record is from RefSeq and is a predicted model, not a curated record. Lineage: Eukaryota; Fungi; Ascomycota; Saccharomycetes; Saccharomycetales; Saccharomycetaceae.
AUGAAGUUGGAGUUGCCAUGGGUUGAAAAGUACAGACCACAUACUUUAGAUGAUAUUGUCGGUAACGAAGAUACAAUUGCUAGAUUGAAACAGAUCGCCAUACAUGGUAAUAUGCCAAACAUGAUAAUUAGCGGGUUACCAGGGAUAGGGAAAACUACCUCCAUCCAUUGUUUGGCCAGAGAAUUACUGGGUCCAGAUUUGAUCAGUCAAGGGUCUGCAGUGUUGGAAUUGAAUGCGUCUGAUGAUCGUGGGAUUGAUAUUGUUAGAAAUCAAAUUAAACAAUUUGCCCAAAAGAAAAUUCAUUUACCGCAGGGGAGACACAAGAUUAUCAUUCUUGAUGAAGCAGACUCGAUGACCGCAGGUGCACAACAAGCUUUGAGACGUACCAUGGAAUUAUAUUCUAAUUCUACUAGAUUCGCAUUUGCUUGCAAUCAAUCAAAUAAAAUUAUUGAACCUUUACAGAGUAGAUGUGCAAUCCUACGUUACAAUAAAUUGAAUGAUGAGCAAGUCUUGAAGCGAUUGAUGCAAAUCAUUGAAUUGGAGAACGUCAAGUAUACAAACGAUGGGUUAGAAGCAUUGAUCUUCACUGCAGAAGGUGAUAUGAGACAAGCUAUAAAUAAUCUACAAAGUACUGUAGCUGGGUAUGGUCUUGUCAAUGGUGAAAAUGUUUUUAAAAUUGUGGAUUCACCACAUCCGUUGAUAGUUAAAAGAAUGCUAACUUCAAAUUCCUUAGACGAAUCUAUCACUAUCUUAAAACAUGAACUUUGGGAUAAAGGCUAUUCUGCUGUGGAUAUUGUAACAACAUGUUUCAGAGUCACUAAAACUCUGUAUGAAAUUAAAGAAUCAUUACGUCUUGAAAUGAUCAGGGAGAUUGGGAUAACUCAUAUGAGGAUCCUGGAAGGUGUUGGGACCUAUUUGCAACUGAAUAGUAUGUUAGCUAAAUUAUAUAAUUUACAGAAAAAUAUAUAA